Molecule: messenger RNA, 587 nt
Organism: Funneliformis caledonium
Lineage: Eukaryota; Fungi; Glomeromycota; Glomeromycetes; Glomerales; Glomeraceae
Source: the annotation of a GenBank genome assembly
AAACAUCAUUCUGCUUUUAAAGCAGAAGAUUGGUAUAACUGGAUAGUUUUGUAUUCACUUCUGCUCCUCUAUGAUUAUUUACCUAUAAGACAUAUAGAUGGGUGGACAAGUUUUGUUAAGGCAACUCAGCUAUGUCUUAAACCAGUUAUUUCUAGACAAGAACUUGAAGAAAUUCAUACACUUUUUAUUAGAUUCAUUCGUUAUUAUGAGAAUUUUUCAGCAACUGAAGAAGAAUUACAUUCACCAUUUCAAGAGUACAAUAUGAUAAAAGCGGAGGUUCGAAAGGUUAAGCAAUACUAUGCAACUGCAUUAGAUUUGACAAUGAAUGAUUUAAUUACUGAAUAUAUUCAAAAAUAUGGAAAAUUGCGAACUAAAUCUAGUGUGUUAAUUGGAUCAAAACUUGCUAAUCGCGGAGGAGAUGUAGCUCGAAAUAACUAUUCAAUUGCUACAAAGCUUCUAGUUGAUAAAAAUGCACAUUUAUCAAGAGCACCUGUUGAUUUUGAAGAGCAUGAGUUUUAUGGUCAAAUUUUAUACUAUUUGUACAUGAGUAUAAUAAUGAGUUAUCAAUGCUUGCCUUUAUACAGUGG